This is a messenger RNA of Contarinia nasturtii (swede midge), 1717 nucleotides long. RefSeq lists its product as uncharacterized. The record is from RefSeq and is a predicted model, not a curated record. Lineage: Eukaryota; Metazoa; Arthropoda; Insecta; Diptera; Cecidomyiidae. Bases 343 to 1020 code for a protein of 225 amino acids. The transcript is spliced from 3 exons.
CUUGGCAAUUUGGUGCUGACAGAAGCUUCGUUAACAAAUAAAAAAAUAACAUCAAACAAUGUGUUUAUAUUUACCAGAAAACAAAGUGCAGUGUGCAUUGUAUCAAACAAUGAGCAGAUAAAUACUAUAUGAGUAAUGUUGAUCAAAGCGGUGACAAAAUUAGACGACAAAUAAAUGCUGGUGAAAUAAAAAUAAAGUCAAAAUUACGCGUUUAAGUAGAGAAAUAGAUAAAUUUCGCACCAUUUAAAAGCCUUCAUUAAAUUCGUUGUCAAUCAGCUGGAGAACGAGUUGUGGAUUGCGUAAUCGAAAUUUUGAAGAAACAACCAAGAAAAAAAAACAAACAUGAGCGUAAAAACGAGAGGACUUGUAUUUGCGACAUUUUUUGUCAAUUGUAUUGUUGUUGGAUUGUUGUUAGCUAGUCUAAUAACGGAGCAUUGGAUUGAAGCCGAAGCAAAAAUGCCGAAUUCAGCGAACGCAACUGGUACCGUACACUUUGGCCUCUUUUCGGGCAAAAAGACUUUGGAUCGGGGCAUUGGGGCACGAACGACACCAGUUGAUGUUGCGGCUACCUUACGAAAUGAACCGAAUUUCAUGAGCUACUGGCUUUGGAUGGGCACAUUUAUCGGCACUGGACUCGGUUUACUGUCAAGCGGCAUCGGUGGCAUCGCAUCUGUACUGAAAUCAUCUUCAUCAAAGAAAAAACACGGCACCAUGUGUCUUCUGUUUUUCAGCAAUGGGGCAUCAGCCUUGUCACAGCUGUUGGCGUUUCUAUGUUGGAUCGCUGAAUUUUACGGCUAUUUGAAAGAGAACGUGUUGAUGGCGGAGGAUCGUCAUAGAUCAUGGCAAUCAGAUUUGGCCGUUUUUGGUCAUAGUUUUUAUUUUGUAUUGGUCGGAAUACUGUUUGUGAUAGUAAAUUUAGUAAUUUUAGUUGUUGUAUUGGUUAUGGAAAAGAAAGAACGACGCCCAGUUCGCCAAGAACCAGUUGAUGAAAAAACUGCCGGCGCUAUUAUGCUGUACUAAAAAGCCAAAUGUACGGUUAAUGGUGUCAUCGUGUACAUUUUUGUUUUUUUUUUUAUCUUUAGGUUUUUUCGGGUAUUUGAUCUUGAUUUAGAUGACAUAUACUCAAAUAAUUACGUUUUUUUUUUAUCUCGUUCUCUACUCAAAACCAAUGUCAUUAUUAUUAAUAUAGUUUGUUUUUUGCUUGUGAAUAGCUAAGGACUAAAUAGCUAAUUUUAAAAUCUAAUCAACUUUCGAAUCUUACGCACACUUCAUUUAUGUGUGUUGAACAUUCAAGUAUUGCUUACCAUUUAAUUAGGUCUUAGUGCGUUGCGAACAAACAAUAUUUUUUUCAUAAAUUGUUUGUAUUAGAUAGGAGAAUUUGGAGACAAUGUACUCAAAUGGGCACUGUAUACCAAUUAAACUGCGUACUAAAAAAAACAACUCAAAACAAGUCCGAAUAAAAGUGUCGAAUUAAGCUAAAAUAUUUGAAGCAAAUUAUUGAGAUGAUUAUUAUGAAAACAAGGUAUCACAAAAAAGCAUUCCAUGAAAAAUGAAUGAAAAACAAGUAAAAUUAUUUCUUUUUAUUCUAAUUUUUGAUAGUUUUAUUUCUAAAACAAAACACAAUAUUGCAAAUUCUCAAUAUGUUGUAUAAUAAUAAUAAUAAUUAUAAUAAUUGAAUGCCAUUUCACUUAAGUUAGGACAAUCAUAAAAAUGAAAU